This is a messenger RNA of Aphanomyces invadans, 3476 nucleotides long. RefSeq lists its product as hypothetical. The transcript is spliced from 15 exons. Gene Ontology annotation, biological process: chloride transmembrane transport. Gene Ontology annotation, molecular function: chloride channel activity. NCBI's taxonomy places the organism in Eukaryota, Oomycota, Saprolegniomycetes, Saprolegniales, Verrucalvaceae. The record is from RefSeq and is a predicted model, not a curated record. The coding region runs from base 33 to 3455 and encodes 1140 amino acids.
CGUGAUCAGAACAAGAGCGCUCUUGCCGGCGGAUGGCAGAUCGACGCGGUCGGCGAGGAGACUUGCGUCCACGACGGGAUGGCAGCGAAGGCGCCUACGAAUCUAUCGAUGUACUUGAAGAGCAGCAGCUGAGGCACGAAAGACAGGUUGACUCGGUCGAUGCUGUGCCGACCGACCAUCGUUCGUACUCGUUGACGUCGAGGACGAGCGCCAUGCGAUUGCUUCCAGUCGCAGUCCGCCGCCUCUUGACCUCUGGCUCCGGAACAUUCAACGACAAUCGAUCAGGCACUGCUCCGACAGAAACGUACGAGUCCCACGCGACCCCUACCAAUGUCGUGACCGAUGUCGACGGGAUGCUUCCGUUGGAUCUGGAAAAGGAGUCUCUGCACAGAAAAUCAGUUGCAACGUCGCAGGGCGGUCUUCGGGGCACUCUGUACACGUCGCACCCCCGUCGUCCAGACAUGACGCCAUUCUCAAUUCCCCGCGUCACGCUGCAGGAGACCCAGCGAUACACGUUUGCGAUCAUUCUGCGCAACAAUCAGCAAGUGGCGCGGCUGUACAAAGAACGACUACAGGAAGCGACCAAUGCAACGCAGCGGGCGAAUCUGACCCCCGCCGACAUGACAGCGCAUGUGGCUGCUCUCCAGCAAAAGGCGCUGCGGCGACUCGUCCAAGCCGGUCUUGGCGUAAUCCUGCUCGACAACGACACGUACAUCAGCGACAAGGACGCCAAGCAUGGUCAAACGGACAACAUUUGCAUCCUCGUCGAUCCGUACAAGAGCAAAGGGCUGCUGAACCUGGAAUUCAUGCGUGAGAAGGACGAGCUCGCGAUCCACCAAGGCAACGCGACAGCCCGUCUCGGCGAAGCUCGGCUUCCCAUCUCAGGUUCCAAGGACAUUUGCUUUUCGCCUGCUUUGGAGCUCCAACUCACACACAACAUCAUCCGCAAUGCAUUUCGGGACUACGACCAAGACGUGUGCGACUUGGACCGCAAUUUUGUGCCGUGCGUGCUCGACGUCGUGCACGCGAUGUUUCCGCUUCACGACAAAAAGUUCAACAACGAGUUUUUCAACGAGUACCGCCGCCACACGUUCAAGUUGCGGUGGGGCAAGACCGUCACUGGUAAUUCGGAACGUUGGGCCAUCGAAGAAUUGCGACUGCACUUUGGCGAACGCGUGGCAUUUUUGUUUGCAUUCAUGCACAUUUACACCAAGGCGCUGUUGCCGCUCUUGCUCAUCCUCGUGACGUACUACAUGGCGUUCCGGUUCGGCCCGAAUACGUGGGAUUCAUACUUGGUCGGGCUAGCGAUCCUCGGCUUUUUGAUCACGAGUGUGUGGGGCCCGAUUUUGCUGCACUUGUGGAACCGAGAGACGCUCUUGCUCGCGGAAAAGUGGAAUCUCGGCGGAUACAAGCAAACGGCGUUUGAAGCCAACGACGAAAAUCCGCAUUACGAGUACACGUGGGAGCAGAAUGUGUUGACCCAUCAGUACGAAAAGGUGCCGAAGACGCGAAAACUCGGCGCGAUGCGGGUCACGAUGGGCUUUUUUGUCUUGUUGAGUUGCGUCAUUCAGUGCAUCUGUAUCCUCCCGUUUAUCCAAUGGUAUGUGUAUGCCAAGACCGUGCUGUCGUGCGGCGAAUGCAAAGAAGCGCUGAAGGCAGUCCCGUUGAACGAACAGACCAUUUUCGACUGCAAACAAUUUCUCACGUGCUUCAACUCGUCGAGUUCGCUGGUUGGCACGGAUCGGUGGGUGUAUAUUCUCGCGCAAGGGAUCGUGCUGGGGCUCAUGAUCGACGUGGUGUUUUUCGAGUUUUUUCGAUGGCUCUCGAUCAAGUUUGUCCACUGGGAAAAUUGCGCCAAGAAGUCUCAAUUUGAGGCCAAGCUCAUCCAUCGUUCGUUUGUGUUUGUCUGGACAAAUUGGUUCUUUUGGUUUCUCUUUCUCGCGUUCGUGUACAUUCCGUACGGCGAACUCAUCAACAUUUACUUCAAAAAGAUUUGCGACAGCCUCAACAUCAAGCUCAAGUGGACUUGGGACCCGACAGUGCUGUCGCUCGACCAGCUCUUUGUGACCCCCCUGGUCGCCACUCAGUUUCUCAACAUGAUCUUGGAAACGUGGGUGCCGUACGUGAUGAAAAAAUAUCGUGGGAAGCCGUUCAGCGUGCGGUAUUGGUUCAACACGUGGAGCUGCACGCUGCGCCGGGAGUUUAUGACGCACGCCAAGCGCGCGACCAACAACAAGUCGGCCCGCAGGCUGUCCAAGGACGUGACGUCGACCACGCGAUUUUUUGUCCCAGUGCUGGAGCGCUCGGACGAUGACAACCAGCACACGGCGUACGAGAUUGUGGCCGAGGCGACGUUGCCCGAGUUUGACACGCAAUUGGAUUAUUUGGACGCAGCGAUUCAGUUUUCGUACGUGGUCAUGUUCUCGGUGGUGUGGCCGCUGCUUCCGAUCCCGGCCUUUAUCAACAACAUCUUGGAAGUGCGCGGCGACGCGUUUCGAUUGCUGUUUUGCCAUCGCCGCCCCAUGCCUCGACGUGAUGUGUCGAUUGGCGAGUGGGCCACGGUUCUGCAGUACGCCAACAUUAUCGGGAUCACGGUCGUCUCGGCAUUCAUCGUCAUGUACCAUGGGAUUGCGUACUACAUGAACGAGUGCAACUUUUCGUUUUCAAACGCAGACAUGGUCCCUCUCUUCACGGUGAAAACGUCCGCGGCCGUGAACCCAGAGUUGUGCCACCAGCAGCUUCAUGGGGACCGCAGCAACAUCAUGAUGGCCCAAGUCAUUGCGUUCAUCAUUUUGGAGCAUUUGGGCUUUGUCCUGCGGUACUUGGUCACGCAAGGCAACAAAGUGCCGACGUCGAUUGGAAACCCGAGUUAUUUGCGGCUCAAGCAGCUACGCGAACUCACGGCGAAGCGAUCGGCGGUCGUCGAACAGUUUGAGUACAUGAAGCAGCUCCGACUGAUUUUCGACAAGUACGACCGCGACGGCAUCGAUCACUUGUACGAGGAAGAGCUCGCGAUGUUUCUCGCCGAGUGGGUCGGCACGGACCGGUCCAAGCUGAACGCGUCCAUUUUGUUUCGAUACAUGGACAAAACGCGGCUGGGCAAAGUGCCGUUUUCGACAUGCUGCCUCAUGCUGCGCCAUGCCGAGUACGACCGGUUCUUCUCGGUGCUCUUGGGCACGUGCGAUUCCCUCGACAACUUUCGCAAUGACGGGAUGCGUCUCUCGAUUGCGGACGAAGGGAUCGGUGCCCAUGCCAGACAUCUCUCGAGAUAUCGAUCUCUCUCGGACGCGACCCCGCGCACGGCCUCUGGGCGGUACUGUGACGACGCGGGCUCCGACCAAGCCAGCGUGGUGACGACCCCUCGGUCGCUGUUUCGUCAGCGCAUGUCGUCAUCGUCAUCAUCGUCGUCGUUGGUUCUCGAUCCGACCGGGACGCGUUUGUAUAUUAAUGAUUAAUCGACCAUGCGUUGUCGUGAA